CGGCUCCUCUGACGCGAGGGCAGACACAGGAGCCCGGUGAUCGUCUCUGCUUGAAUAAAUUACCGCCCCAUCAUCUUCAUGCAUAAAACAUGGCACAGGAGGCUAGGGCAGCCCAGCACAGCAGCUGCCUUCGGGCCAGUCGGGAGUUAAGGGAAGGAAAGGCAAGGCAAGUUACAAGAUAAAAGAAGUCAACGGAAGCCUCAAAUACUCUUUUUUUUUUUUUUUUUUUUUUUUUAAGAAAAGAACAAAAAGGGGGGGUUAAGUUUUCUUUUUCAUUUUUAUACGUCUGGACUUAACUUCCGGGAUAGCUGCAAGACCCUUUUGUUCCUUUGCCAUGAGCAGGUUUUAGGCCGCUCUGUUGGGACCAUGGUGUUACCUUCGCGAUUACACUGGAUCAGAAACAGGCCAUGGAGGGACAGGAUCCGGAGGCGCCAGCUCAACCGACUACCGACCAGACUCCCGGAAAUCAUGUUGGUAGGAUCCCAGUCUUUUUCGCCUGGAGGGCCCAAUGGGAUCAUUAGAAGCCAGUCCUUUGCGGGUUUCAGCGGCCUCCAGGAAAGGCGAUCCAGGUGUAACUCCUUCAUUGAAAAUUCCUCCGCUCUCAAGAAGCCUCAGGCCAAACUGAAGAAAAUGCACAAUUUAGGCCACAAAAACAACAAUCCCCCCAAAGAGCCUCAGCCUAAAAGGGUAGAAGAAGUCUACAGGGCCUUGAAAAAUGGACUUGAUGAAUAUCUGGAGGUUCACCAGACGGAGCUGGACAAGUUGACAGCUCAGUUAAAAGAUAUGAAAAGAAACUCUCGCCUGGGUGUACUGUAUGACCUAGACAAGCAAAUUAAAACAAUUGAAAGAUACAUGAGACGCCUGGAGUUUCAUAUAAGUAAGGUAGAUGAACUCUAUGAAGCUUAUUGUAUCCAGCGACGCCUCCAGGAUGGUGCCAGCAAAAUGAAGCAAGCCUUCGCAACAUCCCCUGCCAGCAAAGCUGCCCGGGAGAGUCUGACAGAGAUCAAUCGGAGCUUCAAGGAGUACACAGAGAAUAUGUGCACCAUUGAAGCGGAGCUAGAGAAUCUGCUGGGAGAAUUCUCCAUCAAGAUGAAAGGUCUGGCUGGCUUUGCACGCCUCUGUCCUGGAGAUCAAUAUGAAAUUUUCAUGAAGUAUGGCCGGCAGCGGUGGAAACUGAAAGGCAAAAUAGAAGUAAAUGGCAAGCAGAGCUGGGAUGGAGAAGAAACAGUUUUUCUGCCCCUGAUAGUUGGGUUCAUCUCCAUCAAGGUCACGGAGCUCAAAGGGCUAGCAACUCACAUCCUGGUAGGUAGCGUGACCUGUGAGACCAAAGAGCUGUUUGCAGCCCGACCUCAGGUAGUGGCUGUCGACAUCAAUGACCUUGGCACCAUCAAACUGAACCUGGAAAUCACCUGGUAUCCAUUUGACGUGGAGGACAUGACCGCAUCCUCAGGCGCUGGGAACAAGGCGGCAGCCCUUCAGAGGAGAAUGUCCAUGUACAGCCAGGGUACCCCGGAAACGCCCACCUUCAAAGACCACUCCUUCUUUUCAAAUCUACCUGAUGACAUCUUUGAAAAUGGAAAGGCAGCCGAGGAGAAAAUGCCACUGUCGCUCAGCUUCAGUGACCUGCCCAACGGGGACUGCGCCCUCACCUCCCACUCAACAGGCUCCCCUUCCAACUCAACAAAUCCAGAAAUUACCAUCACCCCUGCAGAGUUUAACCACAGCAGCUUGGCCUCCCAGAAUGAGGGUAUGGAUGACACCAGCUCAGCAUCUUCCAGGAACUCCCUGGGAGAAGGCCAAGAGCCAAAGUCACACGUGAAGGAGGAAGACCCAGAGGAGCCCAGAAAACCUGCCUCGGCCCCGUCUGAGGCUUGCCGCCGACAGUCCUCAGGUGCUGGGGCUGAGCACCUGUUCCUUGAGAAUGAUGUUGCAGAAGCACUUCUGCAAGAGUCUGAGGAGGCCUCUGAGCUCAAGCCUGUGGAACUGGACACUUUGGAAGGAAACAUCACGAAGCAGCUAGUCAAGAGGCUCACAUCUGCAGAGGUGCCAAUGGCCACAGACAGGCUGCUCUCUGAGGGUUCUGUUGGUGGAGAAUCCGAAGGCUGCAGAUCCUUUCUAGAUGGAAGCUUAGAGGAUGCUUUUAAUGGGCUUUUCCUUGCAUUAGAACCACAUAAAGAGCAGUAUAAAGAGUUUCAGGAUCUGAACCAAGAAGUCAUGCAUUUGGAUGAUAUUCUAAAAUGCAAGCCAGCAGUAAGCCGCAGCUGGUCUUCCAGUUUAAGUCUCACAGUUGAAAGUGCUUUAGAAAGCUUUGAUUUCCUGAACACCUCUGAUUUUGACGAGGAGGAGGAUGGUGAUGAGGUUUGUAAUGUUGGCGGAGGUGCUGACUCAGUAUUUUCAGACACUGAGACUGAGAAACACAGUUACAGGUCGGUUCACCCAGAAGCCAGGGGGCAUCUCAGUGAAGCGCUCACUGAAGACACAGGAGUUGGGACCAGUGUGGCAGGAAGUCCUCUCCCACUGACCACAGGCAACGAGAGCCUGGACAUCACCAUCGUCAGGCACCUCCAGUACUGCACCCAACUCGUGCAGCAAAUUGUUUUCUCAAGCAAAACCCCAUUUGUGGCAAGAAGUCUCUUAGAGAAGCUUUCUAGGCAGAUCCAAGUGAUGGAGAAACUCGCAGCUGUCAGUGAUGAGAACAUAGGAAAUAUCAGUUCUGUUGUGGAAGCCAUACCAGAAUUUCACAAAAAGCUGUCUUUGCUGUCAUUCUGGACCAAGUGCUGCAGCCCUGUUGGUGUCUACCACAGCCCAGCGGACAGAGUGAUGAAGCAGCUGGAGGCCAGCUUUGCCAGAACUGUCAACAAAGAAUAUCCAGGACUUGCAGACCCAGUGUUUCGAACCCUGGUGUCCCAAAUUCUGGACCGGGCUGAGCCUCUGCUUUCCUCCAGCCUGUCCUCGGAAGUCGUCACUGUUUUCCAGUAUUACAGUUACUUCACCAGCCACGGCGUCAGUGACCUGGAGAGUUACCUGAGCCAGCUGGCCAGGCAAGUUUCCAUGGUUCAGACUCUGCAAUCACUAAGAGAUGAAAAACUGCUACAAACCAUGAGUGACCUUGCUCCCAGCAACCUCCUGGCCCAGCAGGAAGUACUCAGGACUCUGGCUCUGCUAUUAACCAGACAGGACAACGAAGUUAGUGAGGCUGUGACGCUUUACUUGGCAGCAGCCUCCAAAAAUCAGCAUUUCAGGGAAAAGGCCUUGCUCUAUUACUGUGAAGCACUAACAAAGACAAACCUCCAGCUCCAGAAAGCAGCUUGCCUGGCCCUGAAAAUCCUUGAGGCUACUGAAAGCAUUAAAAUGCUGGUGACAUUGUGUCAAUCUGAUACUGAAGAAAUCAGAAAUGUGGCCUCAGAAACCCUCUUGUCUCUGGGAGAAGAUGGGCGGCUGGCAUAUGAACAAUUGGACAAAUUUCCUCGAGACUGUGUUAAAGUCGGAGGUCGUCAUGGAACUGAAGUUGCCACAGCCUUUUAAUUACAGGUUAACUGCCUAACAGCUGUCUUAAUAUCUGGCCCUUUUCAUCAAGAUGGUGCUGUGGUUUGGGCUGGAAAUUGUUUAGAGCCUGAGAGACACGACAACUGAAAUAAAAAUGUAGGCCAGGUGCAGUGGCUCAUGCCUGUAAUCCCAGUACUUUGGGAGGCCAACGCAGGAGAAUUGCUUAAGCCCAGGAGGUUCAAGACCAACCGGGGCAACAUAGCAAGGCCCUGUCUCUACAAAAAAAAUAGUUUAAUUAGUCGGGCAUGGUGGCAUGCACCUGUAGUCCCAGCUACUUGGGAGUCUGAGGUGGGAGGAUUGCUUGAGCCCAGAAGAUUCAGGCUGCAGUGAGCUGUAAUUGCACCACUGCACUCCAGACUGGGUGACAGAGCAAAACCCUGUCUCAAAAAACAAAACAACAACAACAACUAAAAAAACAUGUUAUAGAAAGAAUUCAGAGUCUCGUUUCACAGUACCUAUCUACUUUUCCUCUGGCCAAUAUAGAAUAGGGCUAUGGUAUAAUUCAAAUAGAUUACAUCGUCGAUUGUGUCUGAUAAUACUCAGUGAAAGAGUCCAUCUUAUCUUAAUAUGUAUGAGAUUUAAAAAUAGCCAUCUUUGUACUUUUUUGCAAGUUUCUCUAUAAGCUUGAAAUAGUCAUGUGAUACUUCGACAAACAUCAUACGCCUUGCAGUUUUUCUCGGUCGUGUUCUCAGGGUUGAGUAGUCCCCUUAGCUACCUAACUUUACUUUCAAUACAAAGCACAAAAAAGAAUAUCUUCAAAUAAAAGUUUGCCUGCAGAACCCAGCAAAAUGACCCAUUAUGAGAGUUUAGAUGUUUUAAUUAUAUGUGCUCCCAGCUACUCUGGAGUCUGAGGUGGGAGGAUCACUUGAGGCAGAGGUUGCAGUAAGCUGAGAUUGCACUACUGCACUCCAGCCCAUGUGACAGAGGAAUGAGAGCCAGUCUCAAAAAAAAAAAAAAACAAAAAAAACUCCCAUAAUUUAUUUUGUUUCUUUUCCCCAUCCUGAAAAUUCCAAAAUCAUGUUUCCAUUGUGGAAAAAAGAUAAGUAAAUGACUAAGAACUACAUUAAGAUUAUGCCUAUACACUUAAACAAAAAACUCAAAGCUUAUGUUUUUUUUUUAAUUAAUGAGAGCUAUUUUUUAUGAUAUUCUUACCGUAGGGGUGUUUUGCUGCUAAGACAAAUCAAAACCAAAAGCUGUAGAUUCACAAACCUGUGAUGCUCUUUGAGGUAGAGGAACCCAGAAGUCAGAGAAAUCCUAAUGGAGUAGGAGUGGAGGGACAUUUAAAGUGGUCCCUCCUUCUGUAAAAAUGACCGUGGGAUUAGAAAGAAGGACAUCCUGAGGGGGUGGUUACUGCCCCCAGGGAAAUCACUCACUGGUAGGAUUCCCUGGCCAAAUAGUUCAAACAUCAGGUCCCAUUAUUGCUUCAGUAUCAGAGAUGCAAGUUCAUUAAGCAAAGUACAAGACCAUUCAGUAGCUCUUAUUAAAAUAUCUUUUCUUCCUCUAAAGAGUGUACAAGGUGGGGUAUGCCAAGGUAUCAAAACAAUAUAUGUGAGUGUAAUUUAAACUGUGGAAUAUCAACUGUACUAUGGACGUGUUUGUAUCAUUUAGAUGUCAUUUUACAUAUUUACAUUUUAGCAAGACUUUUAAAAAGGACUCAUUUCAUUUCAAAGUGCAAAUUGUUUGCCAGGCUUCUGGCAAAUGGUUCUUUCAACUGUGAAGUUAUAAUGUACAUAUCUGUAUAUUUAUAAAUAUUAUAUAUAUUCAUACAUCCUUCACUUUUAAGGUACAUUGUACAGUCUGUAGUUAGUAGGUAUAGACUAUAGCUUAUGUUAAAUGGUUGAAAUGGUUCUUUUUAUAGAAAGUCAAACACAGAUGUUACAGGAUUUUGUGUUUGGUUUGUCAUUUUUUUAUUUUUUAUUUUUUUUUUGACUAUUGCAUGAGUAAUUAAUUCCAGAUCUUUUGUAUUCACUUCUGUAUUUUAUGUUUGGUUGAGGGGGUGCUUUUAGUUUUGUGGCAUUUGUAUUCAUUGAUCUUUCAGUCAUGUAAGUUAAAAUAAAAAUUAUUUUUGAAUUACUAGCA
Gorilla gorilla gorilla (western lowland gorilla) is the source of this 5625-nucleotide messenger RNA. It is a transcript of the gene RIPOR2, whose product is annotated as RHO family interacting cell polarization regulator 2. Bases 367 to 3525 code for a protein of 1052 amino acids. The transcript has 22 exons. The record is from RefSeq and is a predicted model, not a curated record. NCBI's taxonomy places the organism in Eukaryota, Metazoa, Chordata, Mammalia, Primates, Hominidae.